This is a messenger RNA of Porites lobata, 1306 nucleotides long. The record is from the annotation of a GenBank genome assembly. NCBI's taxonomy places the organism in Eukaryota, Metazoa, Cnidaria, Anthozoa, Scleractinia, Poritidae.
AUGGAUUGGUUUGCAGUUCAUAAUGAUGGCAGAGAGACUGAAUUACUGGCUUUGGAUGGAACACUUCCUGUAGUGAUUAGAGGUAUGUAACUGUUAACAGGUUGGUUCUUUUUGCGUAAUUCCAGACUUGCCACGAUCCAAAGCCUGAUUUUAGUGGAUGUUUUGUAGGUAAAGCCCACUAUCAAAUCAGCAUUCAACCCAAAUGUAGUUUGAUUCAAAAUUUUCUAUGUUUCCCAGCCCUAAUUAUUCCUGUUGAUAACACAGUCAGUUUCCCUAAUACUUAACUGGGACCUAGGGCAAUACACUGUAAUUAUUUCUGUAACAAGUGUUUAUUUAGGACUGGACUUGGUGGAGUUAAGCGAGACCUGGCUAGCCCAAUCAUACAUAUAAGUUUACUGUAGACUGAGCAUACAGGCAGAUGGCUAUGUAAUCUAACAUGGAUAUUUGCUACUAACAACUGAACACCAGUGAUCAACAGUUAUUACUAGUUUCCUAUAACACAACAGUCCAAAUUAAACCCUAAAUAGAUAAUACCAAAUGUGUACAUUUUAUUGAUGUGGUAAGAGGACUGUUCUGCUUCCAAUAAUAAUCCUAUUUGAACUCACAGGUACUUACUCUGCGUUACUUAUAUCUGAUAAAUGGGUUUUUUUCAUACAUGUACAUGGCACAGAUGGUAUCUUAAGUGGUAUUAUAGUUGCUAAACUGCUAUCAGCAGGAAUCAGCGCAAAGGAAAUCCUAAGAUUUCUUUUUUUCAUAACUAAUAGCUGGUUCUCAAUGUAAAGGACAUUAUUCACACAUAUAGGAUGGCCAUUUUUGCAUGAGGACAUUAAAGUAAAAUAAUAGAGUAUUAAGAUUGUACUUUUUUGGCUUUCAAAAAUUGUUUUAAUUUAUUGAUGGAAUGAGUCAGGUACAUAUCUGUAAACAUUAUCUCUUAUGCUGCUAGUGGUUGUUUUCAAGGGUCAAUCCUGUAAACAACAAUCUUAAGUUACAGGUAGGACUAUGCAAAUACUAUUUCUGCUUUGCUAAUAUACCGAAGCUACAACCGUAAGAAAAUCAGUAUGUUAAUAAGUGCUGGAUUUUUAUUUUUUCCUGAUGAACAGGUGUAACAUACAACAUUCCAGUGUGUGUAUGGCUACAGGAGAAUCAUCCAUAUGUUCCUCCCUUGGUGUUUGUUAAACCCACCAGCAGCAUGGCUAUCAAACCAUCACAUCAUGUGGACACAAACGGCAAAGUUUAUCAUCCUUUCCUACAUGAGUGGUCUUAUGUAUGUAUUUUAAAUAAUAUUAUUAUUAUUGCUCCUCUAUAA